AGCUGGCAGAAUUCGUUAACCGCUGCCAGUGGUUGCCUGUCAUUCGAGGGUCUCUACAAUAAUUCCAGUCAGCUUCGUCAGGACCUUGGUACCAGGUUUUUUCCCCUCGAAGUGGGCCGAACGCAGUGAAAAGAAGGUCGAUUGAGGAUAUUGCGCAGAAAAACCUUACAUAACCUUCCAUAUUCUGAAGGUUUAACAAGAUGAAGUUGCGGUGGGGCUGGAUGUGUGUGUUGCACCUCUCUCUGCUGACUGUGUCCGUGUCCCAGGCUCGGGGUGAGGCUGCGGACGACAUGGAGGCCGAGGAAGCAAUGGUGGAGGACAUCUUAGAGGAUGGCAUUGGGGAUGACUCAGCGGAGAUGGAGGGGGGAGUCGAGGGAGAGGUGGACAGGGAGGCGGAGAAAGGGGCAGGGGAGGCUGAUGCUAACGUCUCGUUCCAGGUGACCUACAGGACUCCAGUUCCCAUCGGAGAUGUCUACUUCUCCGAGACCUUUGACGACGGCUCGCUGGACAGGUGGAAGGUGUCUAAAACGAUGAAAGAGGACGCAGAUGAUGACAUUGCUAAAUAUGACGGUAAGUGGUCCGUGGAGCAGCUGAAGGAGAACAAGGUACCAGGAGACAUGGGCCUUGUCCUGAAGUCCCGGGCCAAACACCAUGCAAUCGCCUCCCUUCUGGACAAACCUUUCGUCUUCCGGGAUGAACCCCUUGUCGUACAGUACGAGGUGAAUUUCCAGGACGGCAUCGAUUGUGGUGGGGCCUACAUCAAGCUGCUGUCCGACGCUGCCGACCUGGACCUGGAGAAGUUCUACGACCGCACCCCCUACACCAUCAUGUUUGGCCCCGAUAAGUGUGGAGAGGACUACAAGCUCCACUUCAUCUUCCGCCACAAGAACCCCCUGAACAAAGACCUGGAGGAGAAGCACGCAAAGAGGGCCGACGUCGACCUCAAGAAGUUUUACAGCGACAAGAAGACACACCUGUACACACUAGUCCUGAACCCAGACAACAGCUACGAGAUCUUCGUGGACCAGGGCAGCGUUAGCCGAGGCUCUCUGCUCCACGACGUGGUGCCGCCAGUCAACCCGCCCAAGGAGAUCGACGACCCCGCUGACUCCAAACCCGAGGACUGGGACGAGAGGGCCAAGAUACCAGACCCUGAGGCCGUCAAACCGGACGACUGGGACGAGGAAGCACCAGCUAAGAUUGAGGACCCGGAUGCCGUUAAGCCUGAGGGCUGGCUUGACGACGAACCAGAGUUUGUGUCCGACCCCACGGCAGAGAAACCAGACGACUGGGACGAGGAGAUGGAUGGAGAAUGGGAGGCCCCUCAGGUCCCAAACCCAGUGUGUGAGACUGCCCCUGGAUGUGGGCAGUGGAAACCCCCUACCAUCAACAACCCUCAGUACAAGGGCAAAUGGAAGGCCCCUCUGGUUGACAACCCCAACUACCAGGGCGUGUGGAGCCCCCGCAAGAUCCAGAACCCCGAGUACUUUGAGGACCUGACGCCGUUCCGGAUGACCCCGGUCAGGGCCGUGGGGCUGGAGCUGUGGUCGAUGACGUCGGAGAUAUACUUCGACAACUUCAUCAUCACCUCCUACAAGGAAGUGGCUGACCGCUGGGCCGGAGACAGCUGGGGACUAAAGAAGCUGGUGGCUAGCGCCAACGAGCCGGGGGUUUUUGCCCAGUUGGCCUUGGCUGCUGAGGAGAGACCUUGGCUCUGGGUCAUUUACAUACUGACUGUGGGGCUUCCCGUAGGACUGGCUAUCCUCUUCUGUUGGCCCAAGAAAUCAGACGAAGAUUACGUGUACAAAAAGGUGGAUCCCCCGAAACCUGAGGUAGAGGAGGAGGAAGAUGAUGAUGAGGAGGAGGAGGAGGAGGAGGAGGAGGAGGAAGAAGAGAAGGAGAACCAAGUGGCUGAAGAGGCCAAUGCUGCAGAGAGUCCAAAAACUGCAGAAAUGAAGGAUGAGAAGGCAGAGGAGGAGGAAGAGACCGGGCUGGGUGGGGGAGACAGUAUAGAAGAAGAUGAGGAAGAUGAAGAAGAUGUGGAGGAGAGAGAAGGAGAGGAGGGAGAGGAGGAAGAAAGGACAAAGUCCAAUGAUGGAGUGUCGGAUGAUGAGGUAAGCGCUGAGCAGAUGAAGGAGGCAGACGAGGCAGUCGGCGAUGGACCCAAACAGGCAGUGAGGAAGAGGAGGGUACGGAAAGACUGACGAGGACGAACGACGACAGAUGAAGCCAUCACUCUCAUCUUUCGCUUCUCUCUCUCUGUGCUCUCUUUCUUUUCUGCAUGCCCUCCUAUCUGAUUGGGGGGGGGGUGCAGUAUCUACGCUCCAACCCUCACCCUCCACCCGAAAACAGCACGGGCGGUCAUUGUGACAAGACUACAGACCCUUGUCCAUCUGUCAAAUAGCAUCCAUCUUUCUUUUCCUUAAUUCCAUUCAUCCCUCCAUAAGCCCUCUUCAAGGGCACCUCCAUCCCAAAGAGACCAGUCGUUCCACCCACACCAAAUAAUUCAUUCCACCACCCACCACCCCCUCUUUUCUUUCCUCCUCAGCCUUCAGUCUUCCUCUCUGAUUAUUACUCCCGGUUUUUGGUUACUGAUGUUUGCCGUCCUUACGUGCCAGUCCAGGCCUUCGGCCCCGUCCCCUGAAAACGGGCUUUGGCUGGAGAGCGGCGCAGCUCCGGAACGGGUCAGGUGUAGCGCACCGCGCAGGGAAUAGGGUGGAGACCUAAGCUGUUGAAACCACGCUGCUGUAUUGCCGCUGCACUGCUGCCGUCCUUCAGGCUGCUCCCCGGUUCGUCUGGUCUCCAGGUCCACGCCUUCGGAGUCCAUUGUUGAAACCCGGGGGUAGGAGUCACUGUUGGUUUUCUAUGGUCAGUGUUGUUGUUGGGUUUCUUUUAUUUUUGAGACCACUGGCGAGCUACUAACGCAUGAACAGGUCUUGCUCCUGAUCGAAGGUCCACAACAGCGAUGAAGGGAUGAUAUUUUAGGGCAGUGAGGUUGACGUUCGGGUGAGAAAAAGGCUGUACCUCAUUAGAUUGGAGGUUUUUCUGAUUUUGAUGAGCUUUUAAAAGGGAGUUCAUGUGUACACUGUCAGUUCUUUGUGUGUGUGUGUGUGUGUGUUUUUUUUUUUUUGUUAUGUAUUUUAAACUGACAAUUGAGGAAAAAGCGGCACUGAUAAUAAAGUUAUAUCUAUUCUAUUUAUUAAUUUAGUUUAAGACUUGUUUCACAACCGGAUUUAAAAAACAUAAUGAAAUAUUACUAUGUAGUUGUAUAUUGUUUUUUUUUUUAAAGUUAUAUUUUAAGCACUUUUUUUCACGUGCAGUUUUACCACUGUUUUUGCUUCUAGUAUGCCGAGAUCAUACCAAUCAACUAGUUUGUUUGCUUCAAAGUCUGCAUGCAACCUCUUAUCAUCCACCUGAGAAAGAUAUUCCAGAAUCCUAACUCCCAAUUCCGGAAUGCAUCAUUAAGAGUUCGCUCUCGUGCUGACAAAUUGUCGUAAGAAAAGGGGUGUGCAGAAUUCUCUCUUUUCAGUUUGUUGUUUAUUCCGUUCUCUCUCCAGCUUUUUCUAGUUCAUGUUCUUGUCUUUUAGCCCGACAGCCAGCGAGAUUUCCCUGUUUUCGUAUGUUUGCAAAAUUGUACAUUGCUCUUGAAAAAUAAAAUAUUUAAUAUGGAAAAAGCA
Molecule: messenger RNA, 3677 nt
Organism: Esox lucius (northern pike)
Lineage: Eukaryota; Metazoa; Chordata; Actinopteri; Esociformes; Esocidae
Gene: clgn
Product: calmegin
Exons: 14
Coding region: 201-2204 (667 amino acids)
Biological process (GO): protein folding
Cellular component (GO): endoplasmic reticulum; endoplasmic reticulum membrane
Molecular function (GO): calcium ion binding
Source: RefSeq, a predicted model, not a curated record